Messenger RNA from Pimephales promelas (fathead minnow), 3069 nucleotides. It is a transcript of the gene prnprs3, whose product is annotated as prion protein, related sequence 3. Gene Ontology annotation, cellular component: membrane. Lineage: Eukaryota; Metazoa; Chordata; Actinopteri; Cypriniformes; Leuciscidae. Gene Ontology annotation, biological process: protein homooligomerization. The record is from RefSeq and is a predicted model, not a curated record.
ACUCAUCUCGUGAGCGCGCACAGCAGUGGAAAGUUUCAUCGUCAUUGACGGCGUCGCGCAUCCCAGGGAAACGUUCACACCCAGGACAACGGUCUGAAAUCAACACAAAGACAUGGGUCGCCUAACAGUACUGUUUCUCUGCCUGGCUCUUGUGGUGUCCGUUUUGGCCAAACGAAGUGGGGGCGGUAAAGGCGGAUUUAGCUUGGGUAAAAUUGGCUCAAACAAAGGUGGAAGCAGCACAGGAAGCAAAGGUGGCGGCAGCAGUAAAGGCACCUCACAUGGGACACACUCGGCCCCUGGAAACUAUCCUCGCCAACCUCAAGUACCAAACCAGAAUCCACCCCCCUAUCCUGGUACUGGAGGCGGGUACCCUAGCCAGGGCAGAUAUCCACCAGCUGGCUCUAAUCCAGGUCAAGGAUACCCUGCCCAAGGUGGCUACCCAGCUCAAGGUAGAAACCCAGCCUACCCACCACAAGGUGGUUAUCCAGCUCAAGGUGGCUACCCAAACCAAGGUAGAAACCCAGCCUACCCACCACAAGGUGGUUAUCCAGCUCAAGGUGGUUAUCCAGCUCAAGGUGGCUACCCAAACCAAGGUAGAAACCCAGCCCAAGGUGGCUACCCACCACAAGGUGGUUAUCCAGCUCAAGGUGGUUACCCAGGGGGAGCAGGCUACAACAGGUAUCCUGGACAAGCCGGAGGAAACCCCUAUCCAGCUGGAGGCUCUUAUCCAGGUUAUCCAGUCCGAGGAGGUUCCAGCCCUAACCAGUUUGGUGGAGGUGUUGCAGGUGCAGGCGCAGGUGGAUAUCCAGGAGCGGCACAGUAUCCUUACUGGAACCCCAACAACAAAAUCAUGAGCCCAGGCUAUGGGGGCAAUUACGGUGGCUAUGGGCAAGGGGGCAGAUCACCUUUUGCCCAGUCAGUACAUGGCAUGGGAAUGGCCCCUAAUAGCAAUUCAAGGGGAUUUGGCAAGCAGGCGGUUAUGGCUGCUGGGGUAGGGGCGGUGGCCGGUAUGGCUCUGGGAUAUGGCCUCGGAAGUUUCCCUCGUCCCCGCUUCAAUUUCCACAAUCCACAGGAGGAGUACUACUACAAUAACUACAUGUACAAGCGUUAUGGCCAAACUCCCCCCCAAAGUAACGUGAAUGGAAACCCUAACUCCCCAGGCGGCAUGCCAGGCGAGGCAGGAUCUACCUCUACGGGACAAGGAAAUGGUAACCCUUAUGACAUCUUCCAGAAUCCUCCACCCGAGUCCUAUGAUAAGUACAUGGACAAAUGUAUGAAGAGGACUGACUUGCUUCGGGAGAAAUCGGAAGAAAGACCAAAGAGAUCCAUUGACCUCUUCGAGACUCAACCAGCAGAAGUAGGAGAUGAUCCAAACGGCGCGCAAGAAAAUGCCACGAGCAACAACAGCACUGCCGAAAGAGCCAGUACAGAUGCCCCUUCAUUUAUAGCCGAAAGAUCCAGUCAACCUCAAAAGCAGAUCCAGGAAGGCCAAACAGAAGCCAGAGAUGAUGACGACACUGUUAGCAUUAUGGAGAUUGGCUAUCCUGUGCUAAUCGAGCAAAUGAAAGCACGACGAUGUGUCGAGCUGUACAUGGUCUAUGCGGAACAGCAUGCAGAAAAACAGGUGCAGGGUCGCAGUGCCGCGGAUCCUAAAGCCAACGCCAAUAGUGGUGCUUUACCUGGACCCCUUGGCCAUGGAGUCAUGCUACUCUUUACUAGCAUUCUGUCUCUUAUCUUCAGUUGCCUGUUACACUGACAUUCUAGAAAACGAUAUUAAACCCAUAAAGCCAUUGAGUCAGACUGAGAAAUGGACCGUGCACCUAUUACAUAUAAUUUGAGGAAUUUGUCUUGGGUGUUGUAGAGACUUAAGACAAGGUAAUCGCAAAGGACUACUUGAAGAUUCGACAGAAAGUACUUUUACGUGCUCACAUUGACUCCACUAAAUUGCAACGUGAGCCACCUAACAAUUUGACACGAGCCUACGUUUUAUAGUAGUUUUCAAAAGGUUAAAACCAUGUCAGAUUUUCUAGACCAUUAACCUUCCAUCACUGCCUCCUUCUUGCAUGUGGUUUGAUGAACACUAACUUUUCUUCCAAGACAGCAUAUACUGCAUGAACACUUUAUUAUCUCCAGUUUAAACGUUGCGCACGGCAUUGGCAUUUGAGUCAUUGUUCAGCUAUUUCAACAAACCAUGAUUAUUUUUAAGAAAAAUGGUGGCUUCCAGUUCUGUCCUCAUGAUGGCACUUCAAGUUUUAAUUUGUUGUAUUUUUGUUUAGACUGUUCACUUACGGAUUCACAUUCUACUGACAUACUUAUUUAUUUUAAAUUAAUAUUAUGAACAUUUAAAUGUCUUUUUAAAGUCCUCCACUGUUGGUUUUGUUAUUUUCACUUCUAGUAAAAAUACUAUGUUUUUAUAUUGCCGUAUCAAGCUGUCUAACACUUUGUGUGAAUGGCUCCUUAGUGAAUGUUAAUGUAAUCAUAAAUGUAUGGUUUCAACUAGAUAUGUAUGAUGAUAAUACUCCUGCGUCUCAGUUUAAUUCAUAUCAGAUGUACUAUGACAGAAGCACUCAUGCAGCUCAUCCACUGCUCUGAGAUAAAACAGUAUUUUAUAUAAAGUCGGAUCUUUAUCUGUAGCUUGGUGCUGUGAUUUCUCUGAACAAUACUGCUGGACUUUCAAUUAGACUAUCAACCCAGCUUGACACUUGCUAAAUCAUAUAUAUAUAUAUGGACCAGGGGUUCUUAACCAUGAACCCCCCACGCACACACAUUUUGAAUCUCUCCUUUGUCUAACACCUAUUUCAGAUCUUGAAGUCCAAUCAAAUGAGCUGAUGACCUGAAUUGGGUUUGUUCGAUCAAGGAGACAAUGCAAAAUGUGCAGUGUUUGGGUGGCUGGGUACCCCUAGACUCUAGAGGGACUGUGGCAACCACUGGAUAAUCAGAGGAAGGCAAUGCUUAAUGCCUUAUUGUUACUCAGCUGCAUAUGUAAUGUUAUGCUUUUGAGAUGUUGUGAAUGUUGAAAGUACAUAUAAUGUUGCCGUUACUGGAAUUAAAAUGAUUAAAUGCACCUUA